AUGUUGUCUCUCACGCUACGCUCUGUCCGGGGCGCCAUCAAUCACAUUUCCACCAGAUCACUGUCACCAUCCUACACACCACUGGCGCUGUCGCCUUCGCAAGAUUCAUCAACUUCCUCGCCAAUCGCCUCGUCCAAUGGCGAAGCCGACUUCGACUCCCUGCCCGCUCAGGGAACCGCACGAUCGACAGCCUACAACCGACUGUUGGCCUUUCUGUUUUUCCUGUUGCCAUCUUUCAUCCAGAGCCGCAUCCGCCCUGGUGCCUUCAAGCCUCGACGAAUGCACCCAACAUCGUGGCUCGACGGGCUUCGUGGUGUAGCCUCGCUUAUUGUUUUCUUCUUCCACUUCACCGACGACACCCACAAGGGUCUCCUCAUGUCCUACGGCGUACAACGUGAUGGCGACAAAGCCGCCUCUUCUCCCCUGCAGCUGCCCUUUCUCCGCGUCAUCUUCGCCGGCAAACCGAUGGUCCAUAUCUUCUUCGUCAUCUCGGGCUUCGUUCUCGCCUACAAGCCGCUGCGUCAGAUUCGCGCACGUCAGUUCGACAGCCUUCAAAAGACACUCGCUAGCAGUGUCUUCCGUCGAGGCUUCCGCCUCUUCCUGCCAACCCUCGUUUCGACCUUUAUCAUCAUGUUCCUUCGCUACUACGGUUGGAUCCCCCGCAAAGCAAAGGGUUCUCUUUACGAGCAGUUUGACCAGUGGCAGCACGAGGUGAUCAAGAUUCUCGGAUUCAUUUGGCAGUGGGACUCGUCCAGGACCCCAGACUACGACUCGCACCUCUGGACCAUCCCCAUCGAAAUGUCCUUUUCCAUGUUCCUCUUCGUCGUCGUCACUGGCCUGAGCCACGUCAAGACGUAUGUUCGCCUCGCCGCCGUCGUCGGUCUCGGUGCCUUCUGCCUACGCCACGGCCACUAUGCCGGCUGGGAGUUCAUGGCUGGUGUCGUACUCGCCGAGGUCCAGCUCAUCCAGGACGCCCACAAGGAGCGCAAGGCCGCUCUCGAACAAAACAAGGAGGCCGCCUACAUCGAGUCCAGCGUCGGCACUGCCGGCCUCUCCGACUCGACGGCCGACGGCUCGCGCCGCCGGAGCGUCGCCAAGCUCAUCUUCCAGGGCUUCCUUAUCGUCAACCUCAUCUUCGCCCUCUACGUCGCCGGCUGGCCGCGCGAAAAGUGGGAGGAGACGCCCGCCAUCGACUUUUUGCUGCAGCACACCCCCGAGCCCUACCGCAGCCGCGGCCAGUCGUGGCCCAUCUUCAUCUGGUACGCCAUCGGCGCCGUGCAGAUCGUCCUGGCCCUGCAGCAAAUCGAGCCCCUGCGCCGCGUCUUCAACACCAAGCCCGCCCAGUACCUCGCCGACGUCAGCUACUCGCUCUACAUCUGCCACGGCCCCGUCAUGAAGGUCCUCCACCACCGCCUGAUGCCCUACCUCUGGGAGCCCGUUGGCGGCAUCCAGGGCGCUGACAUGGGCGGCCGCUUCCUCGUCUGGUUCUUCGGGCUGACCAUCAUGGCGAUUCCCGUGUUCUGGGUGAGCGACAUCUUUCUCCGGGUCGUCGACAACAAGUGCGUCGAGUUUGCAAGGUGGAUCGAGAAGAAGUGUGUUGUAGACGAGUAG
Messenger RNA from Verticillium dahliae VdLs.17, 1611 nucleotides. RefSeq lists its product as uncharacterized. The transcript has a single exon. Gene Ontology annotation, biological process: polysaccharide biosynthetic process. Gene Ontology annotation, cellular component: membrane. Lineage: Eukaryota; Fungi; Ascomycota; Sordariomycetes; Glomerellales; Plectosphaerellaceae. The record is from RefSeq and is a predicted model, not a curated record. Bases 1 to 1611 code for a protein of 536 amino acids. Gene Ontology annotation, molecular function: acyltransferase activity, transferring groups other than amino-acyl groups.